Molecule: messenger RNA, 729 nt
Organism: Auanema sp. JU1783
Lineage: Eukaryota; Metazoa; Nematoda; Chromadorea; Rhabditida; Rhabditidae
Source: the annotation of a GenBank genome assembly
AUGACACUCGUACGGAACACACUCAUCCUACGACCAUCUUCAUCAGCGAGUUUUGUUGUCGUUUCAUCAAGUACAUUCGACGUUCCGGCUACCAGUUCUAUUCAGCCCGAGCCACCUACAGAGUAUGAAAUAAAGCGUCUGCUGCAACAAAGAGUUCUAACACAUUUCAAUAACAGAGGGAAAAUUGAAGUCGACAGUUUUGUCAUCCAUUUCGCCGUUUUCAUAGAUGAUCCGUGUCGUCUCGUAUUCGUUUGUGUCUCAGAGCCAUCAUAUGGUUCAGCAGAUGCUCAAAAGUUUCUUGAUCGUGUCCGGAGUCUCGUAUUGAGCCAAGCUCAACUUAUAAUGCUAAUUCCUCAAUGUUUGGAUAAGGAACUUCAACCUCAUGUUGAUUAUGCUAUAUGUUCUCUCAUGAUGGCCGAGAAUACUGCUGAGAAUCCACAGAACCACCGUGUCGAUGAGCUACGGCAGCAGGUUGAUUCAGUCAAAACUAUCAUGGCUGACAAUGUAAACGCCAUCAUUCAACGUGGAGAACGUUUGGAUAAUAUUGAAAGACGCACAGAUGAAUUGCAGGCUAACUCAGAGAGUUUCAAAAUGACUGCUCAUCGUGUUCAACGAAAAAUGUGCUUCCGUAAUGCCAAGUGGACAGCUAUUACAGUUGUUGCAACUCUAAUCGGACUGACAAUUUUGAUUUUGAUUAUUCUUGGAGCUGCCGGUGUCUUCAAAAAAUAA